This is a messenger RNA of Eimeria mitis, 657 nucleotides long. RefSeq lists its product as uncharacterized. The transcript has 3 exons. The record is from RefSeq and is a predicted model, not a curated record. The coding region runs from base 1 to 657 and encodes 218 amino acids. NCBI's taxonomy places the organism in Eukaryota, Apicomplexa, Conoidasida, Eucoccidiorida, Eimeriidae.
AUGCAUGGGUUGACACCACUUAAUGCUAUUGCUCCUCUCCGAACGGAGUUGACCGGCAGCGCAGAAGCACCGUCCGCCACCGUUCCCAGCUCGGAGCUGACUUUCCCAGACAAUGACAUCUGGGCUUACCUUGAACGCAGGAGUUCGCCCAUCUUAGCGCUUGCCUCCCUAGUCGCCACUGUUGCGACGGUGGUUCUUAUCAUCCAGUGCUUCAGGGCCCUUCAUUCCGACAAAAAGCUGACGAGCCUUAGAAUGAAUGGGCGGACGCUUGCGGAAGGAGGUUCAGGCUCGUGUAACGUAGGCUUUCCCCAACACGUGCAUGGUAUGUAUGUCACGCAGACGGCUAGCAGGGCGCACAUUGAGCUUGUGUAUGUUUGGUGGUUAGCAAUUCAAGUUGCUGAAUGCGUUCUUCUUAUUGAAGCUGAGGGUUUGUGCGCUGAUACUGACGUAGACGACAUUCGCCAUUCCGACCAGGAGGAUCGGUUCUGUAAGCUCGCAGCUGUGGGUUCACAACGGCACCCCCGGUUAGUGAGCACUUGCAAGGCAGGUGCUGGCGGGCAUCAGGCUUUCCGGCAUUCAGGUGUUGUUGAUGAGCAGCAGCGGUCAAUUUCAGCAGACUUGCUCUUGCGCGGCAGCGAUAGACCGGUCUGCGACUAA